Molecule: messenger RNA, 2748 nt
Organism: Cutaneotrichosporon cavernicola
Lineage: Eukaryota; Fungi; Basidiomycota; Tremellomycetes; Trichosporonales; Trichosporonaceae
Exons: 2
Coding region: 1-2748 (915 amino acids)
Biological process (GO): regulation of DNA-templated transcription
Molecular function (GO): zinc ion binding; DNA-binding transcription factor activity, RNA polymerase II-specific
Source: RefSeq, a predicted model, not a curated record
AUGGCGUCGUCCUCGGCAGCGAUAACCGCUGAGCCUAAAGCCCGGCGCACACAUGCUCGGCGAUCAUGCGAUCUCUGCAAGAUUCGCAAGACGCGAUGCGAACUACCAGACCUCGAGGUUCCUUCCUCGGCAGAACCGCUGCCUGUCGACAAGUCAUGCCAUCGAUGCAAGGUCCUUGCACUACCAUGCGUCGUCGACGACAGCCGCAUGAAGAAGAGACGCAAGAAGGAUUCCCAGCCGAUUGGCGGUACCGUUGGUCCAUCGUCGUCAACCUCGGCUUCAAAACGAGCGUCGGCAUCGUCCGGUCGAACGCCGAGUGAGGGGCUCCAGAAGCGCCCCCGCUCCUCUAUCAGCAGGCCCAGUUCGGGCGGGCGUAGCGUAGAUGACUGGGGGCCCGUCAACGUCUUCAACCACGACGUGGACGUCUCUGCCGCCUUCCAGAUUACCAUCACCCCGGCGGUCGCCCAACCCCAGGCACAGUGGGGCUCGCCGCAGGGAAGCGCAACGUCAGGCCGACACUCUUCCCCUCUUCCCUCGCCCCCGAGGAAUGUGCGACUGCACGGUCGUCCGCUUUCGCUAGUGGGCGCGUUGUUAAACAUCGCCUCGGGCAGGACGUACGGGAAUGUGAAGCGCCGUGUAGUCAUUGUCGAUGACGUCGACCUCGAUCAGCUCGUCGACGCGCGGCUACGUGCCCUCAUCGGUCCUGGAUAUGCGCAGCUUCGCACAUUCCACCCCCACCUGCAGCCUCUCGCAGACUUGUUCAGCGUCCUGCGCGAGACGCCAGGCGACCGAUGUGUGCAGCUACUUUUAGCUACGGCCGUUUUCGUUGCGUCACUAUCUUUGGGACCCGACCCUGAAGCUCAGAGGCUACGAGACGAGCUGGCACCCACCAUCGAGAACCUCCAGCACAACAUUCUAGCUCACCAGCCAAGCUCGUUCCAUGCAAUCCAGGUUCUCGAGUUGCUCGGGCUACAUGCACCCCUCUCCCCCGCCCUCCCUCUUCAGCUCACAGACCCCACCGCGCUCGGGCCGGCCCGCGGCGUGAUUGGUGUGGCACUCAACAUCGCCAACAACCUCAACUUUGAUGCCAUGGUCAACGGUCCCCUCGAGCGGUGGCCUAAUCCCGAUUUUUGGCUAUGGUUGGGGCUCCGUGCGGGUGAGGCACAGAUUGCAUUCGAAGACGAGCGUCCACGGAAGCCAUCCAAGCUCGGCGAGGCACGAGCUCUGACCUGGGCACUGACCUCACCCGAGAAUGGCCAGCAAUGGGUAUCGGCAGCUUCAAUGGACGACCCAGCCGAGUUGCUAGGGAAACUCGUCGUCUCUGACCGGCUGGCCCGGUUGGAGGAGCUCCACGACACGUACGGCCGGCUCCGCGGCAUCCUCGACACUGUGACCAACACGGUCAAUUAUAGCGGGCAGCAGGCUAUACAGGAGGAAGUCGAGUUCUACAAUUCGCGCCUCGCGGAGGUUGACCGUCGCCAUGACAAUAUUCUCAGUAUGCUCUCGAUGCCUAACUCUCUCGAAGCAGGCUGGAAGGCAUACCGUGCCAUCCGGCGACUAUGGGAAGUAAUGAAGGUCUACCUCGUCGCGUUCCAGACGCUGGUUGCUCUGCAUUAUUUGCCUGGCUCAAUCCUCGCUCUUAAUGGGCUCCCGACGCAUUGUCCCGCACCCCAGGCGAUCCACUACGCGUUCUUGCGCGCCAACAACCCGCAAGACAUUGUAUUUGCAUUCGCAUCUUCUACAAUGGCUGCCAACGACAUGCGCCGUCUAUGCCGGUUCCGUGGUGCGCAAGCCGAGCACCUCAUUAAUGCCUUUGUCGAGUUCGCUCCGGCCCUCGUUCCGAGCAUGGGUGGUGCUGACCUCGUUCCAUUACACGACAUCAUGGCCAUGGUUGUCGAGAGCGCCAAGACCCUCAUGGAGCAGCACGCCUCGAGUUUAACUUAUCACCGGUCGGUCAUGGCGCUCCCAGCAACCAUUCCUCUUCCGCCCUGGGUCGCCUCGCUUUCGCAGGCCUCGCUGAUCCUGCGCCGGCUAAGCAAUCUCCACUUGGACCACGACGACAACGUCGGCAGGGGAGAAAACGUCGCGAACGGAUGCAGUAACCUCAUUGGCUCAAUGGUGCGCAUCGUACAGGAAUGGUCGACGAUGGUCGAGCGCGACGGCGGGAUGGGCAUUCCCGUUUUUGCUUCUGUCGCGGCGCUUCCACCCCAGCCCACACACUUGCAAUCGAUCUCCUUCGGUCUACCUGAAGUCCAGAGUCCCAAAGCCCUGGCUGGCAGCGAGGCCGUGACAGCUGAAAUGCCGAUGCGGAGCAGCUCCACGGGCUUCCAAUCGUACAUGUCCUCCUCGGACAGGUGGAUGGCCGACGAGCGUUCCAUGUCUCUUCCUCCGCAAUCCGCCACGUCCCUCAGUACCCCCGUCCUCCCCACGCCAGAUUAUAUUCCCCAGAUGACACCUGCAGGCGAGUACAACCCAGCCUUCACGGACAUGUUCAGCUUCACGUACACCGGUCUCCCAGGCACGCCACACCCUCAGCAGCUUCCCACAACCUCUCACCACCCCCACCAGUCGAGUCCCUUUGACCCGCGCGGCCAGAUGGCCGUCCACCACAUACACGGACAAUUGGCGCCCCAGCUCGGCGCCCCACAACACUCACAACAGCCUCAUACGCCUACACCUGCUCCCGGGGCUGCGGGCCCCGCGCCGCAAUUCAUGCCCCAGCCGCAUGGAUACGACGAGAGCACGUAG